AUGAACUCGACCCAAGAUGAGGGCGAGACUACUCUUCGCGAUCCACAACCCUCCGAAGGUUCCGAACCUCUUUUUACUCAGGAACAGCAUCUUCCUAAUCCCAUCGAUGACGAUACCCCAGACAUUAUCCCCUUGACCCAGCAUCCUUCCACCAUAGACCAAAGUUCGCAGAUCCCCUCUGAACGCAACGAUCAUGAUCGGCUUGACCACCUGAACGGAGGUCCUGAGGAGGCUCAGGCCGAAUUGCAGGAUGGUGUCACAAACGGAAUAGACCAUAUUCUAUCUUUUCCAAGACCGAUUGAAGACCACAGUAAUGAUGGAUCAUUUUCAACCCCAGACGACACUCCGUCAAUUCAGGGCUCGGUGCUUUCCUCACCCCAUAGCGAAACUGCCUCCCUGCGAAGUCCCGCUAGAAGAGGGAGUCCUUCAAAUGUCCACAGGCCUUUUGACACCAGAUUUCAGUCUCGCCUGUCGGGUGCCCACUUCUCUCCCCUACGUUCAGCUUCGCCUGCAUUCCUAGGCUCUCAUUCGCGCCACUCCUCCGUCGCCAGCUUCGCCUUCCAGCCCCCAUCCGAACCUGACGAUACCGCAACCCCUUGGGAUGUCAUAAGAUGGAAUAAGUUCAAGAAGAUCACUGGUCAGGCCUUCUCCGAAAUUGGGAAGCGCAAUUUUGGUAUGCCUACAUGUCUCGCUGCUACAGAUCAACUCGUCAUCGGCACAUCCAAGGGUCUCGUCCUUGUAUUCGACCAGCAACAGAAUCACAAAGCCAUAAUCGGAAGCGGUACAAAAGCUGCAGAAAGUGGUGCAGUUUCUUCUAUCGCCAUCUCUGCCGACCAUUCAACCAUUGCGGUUGGCCACUCGACUGGACAUAUCUUUACCUGGGAGCUGGCGAGGCCCACCAGACCAUUUCUACAUAUUCCACCUAUCGACAAUUCCCACCCUCAAGCUCGACGUGGCGAUGGCCAUAUUAUGGGGAGCGCUGUCCCCCACAUUGGCUUUCUCGGUUAUAGACACACCGCAUUGGUCUCCGCCGAUGAUAAAGGUAUGGCCUUCUCGCAUUUGGCCACAAGGGGUAUGGGGGCUGUGGGACGGGUGGUAAGGACCACCAGAAUUCUGGGUAGAUAUCCCGAAGUUGUUGCUCGUGCAACUAAGCCAUUAAGGAAGAGCUCCGUUCUGGCCUUUUCACCACUGCCACUAGGGAAUAUCGAACAAAGAACAGAUGGCCUUGGCUUGGUUGCUAUGUUGACACCUUACUUACUGGUCAUUGUUUCAACGACGCCAAUAGCUCAAACUCAACAUAAAGCUGCCAGACCCAAAGAGGUAGCUGCCCAUAGCGCAAUGACCGCGGCUUUAGCAUGGUUCCCCGCUAUAAAAUUAAAGGCACAAGAUACCGACGUCUCCAAAACGAAACUUGUAUAUGCAUGGUCGAACAUUCUGACGAUUCUGGAAGUUCACGAAGCACAUUCAGAGGAUGAAAGGGACAAAGAAAAACCUCCCGAGCUGCAGUUCCUGGCCCGAAGUCGCUUUCAGGCUGAAGAGGCAAUUGUCGCCGUGCAGUGGUUAAACCGAUCCGUUAUCGCCGUUUUGACCAUCACGCAGCAGCUUCUGAUCAUUGAAGAUGUCACCAUGCAUGUGACUGAAGCUUUUGACUUGUUGAAGAAGAAUAUCUAUCAUUCAGACCUUUACUCCCAGCAGUUGUUAUCCAUCAUUGAACAACUGGAUGAAGAGGACACUUCAAUGCAUGGUGUGGUAGCGGAUGCUUUUCAUAUGAGUUUCCGUGCCUAUAAGGGAAGACUCUUCCUCCUGGGUUUUAAUGAUAUCUGGAUUGGUGCAUUGACCAACUGGGCCGAUCGUUUACUUGCCCUCAUGAACAUAGGUGACUUCAUUGGCGCAAUUAGACUGGCAACCAGAUACUACACGGGUGAGGGCGAGAAAUCCACAAUUGGAUUGCCUGAGGAAGAUGUUGCUCGAUACGAGAUAGUGCAAGAAAGACUAUUGGAGAUGAUGGCGGCUUCACUGAAAUAUGCAUUUGGAAAAAACCAACAGGCUGGCAAUGAACCAAUCGAAAAGCCGCAAAUGGUCGAAUUGGCUGAGGCGUGCAUUAAAGCAUGUCUGGUUAUGCAGGAUCUUGACUUCCUGUUUGAAGAGGUUUUUGUCUGGUAUGAUGAUAAUGAUGAAGGACCAUUAUUUGUGGAUGUCCUGGAACCCUAUAUCCUUGACCGAACAAUAGUCUCCCUGCCACCACCAGUGUUGAAGACAAUGAUUGACCAUUUUGUCAUCACACACUCUCCAUCAACAUUGGAAGAGAUCAUUUGUAUGCUUGAAACAUCAACCAUGGAUCUGGAUCAGAUCACCACCCUUUGCAGGCAGCACAACCUGUACGACGCAUAUAUCUAUGUCUGGACUAUGGCACUACGAGAUUUCACAAGUCCUCUAACCCUACUCCUGGGGUUUGCCGAAUCUGAUGGUCCAACCUCACUAUCCAGCACUUCGUCGGCUGAUGAAUACCAAUUGGCGCAGAAGAUAUUUCCAUACAUCUCAUUUAUCCUUACUAGCCGUGUUUAUCCCACAGGGACGGACAUGACCGAAGACGAAUCAAGCCAAGCAAAGAGCCAGAUCUAUGAUUUCUUCUUCUCUGGGAAAAGAGCGGCCAACGGGGUUACAAAGAGUAAGGGUGAUACGAGCAAGACGACGGCCGAGUCUUUCGAGAGACUUUCUCAAAUUCUGCAUUUUGAUGCACCAAGUUUUAUCGCUGCGUUGAAUGAAGCAUUUGAGGAUAGCUUCCUGAAUCUGAGUGAUGAAGAUGCUCUCAGUGGAUCACAGACUUCUCAAACCUCCAUGAGACGCAUUUACACACGACAGUACGUUGUCCGAAUCAUGUUGGAGGUCAUGGCUUCAGGAUUUGACGCUGAAGAUACCAUUUACUUGGACAUGUUUAUCGCUCGCAACUUGGCCAAAUUCCCUCAAUACAUGAUCUUUUCCGGGACUAUCUUACAACAGGUAUUUUCCCGUCUAUGUCAAUACCCCGAGGAAGGAAUGCGGGACGACGCUCAACUCAGCGUGGAAUAUCUAUUGUCUAUCUAUCAGCCACCCAACAUUCUGGACUUUGUCUCGUUGCUUCAAGAUGCGCACUUCUAUCGAGUCCUCAAAUCAGUCCUCAAACAAGAGCACCACUUCGCUGACAUGAUUCAUACUUACUUCUUGGAUACUGAGGCUCAAGUGGAUGUGUUUGCAGCUAUCUUUGAUUGCCUCAAAACAAGCUCCACGUUGCUCGAAGAGCAGCGACUUGAAGUCAGGAAGGUAAUUGAGGAGCACGCUGGAGACUUGGUCAACACCGAUGUUGAGAAAGCGGCGAUGACUAUUGAUGAAGUCGCUCAGGACCUGCACCAAACCUUUCUCAAUGUGCUUAGUGAGGACGAGUAUGGUCAAUACACAUAUUUAAGGAUUCUGCUUGAGCCAAAUGACCGGCCUGGUCUUCGACAAGAUUACAACAAUAGCCUCAAGGAACUAUACAUCCGCCUUCUUUGCCAAUUUGACUCUGAUCAUGUAAGAGAUUAUGUUGAGCAUGUUAAAGCAGGCGACUUGCGCCUUGAAGAGGUGUUACCAACGAUCGAAGAAAGCGGAAUCAUUGAUGCUGUGGUAAUUCUGCAAGCACAGCAAGGUCAUAUCAAAGAAGCCAUGAAACGAUUACGGCAACAUCUAUCCUUUCUGGGAACUACGUUGAAGACGGUCACGUCAAAGCCAUUAGGGGACAACGAUGAAAGGUCUAUCCUGCAUCCUGUUACGAGCCUGCUGGAGUCUGUGGAAAAAUAUGCUCAGAUUGGAACUUGGUUGUGCCAAACCCAGAUGAAAAAUGCUCCCAAAUCAACAGGACCAGCGAAGUCUCCGAGAAGAGCUACCAGUGCUACAAGAGCCCUCGGUUUCGAAGAGGAGCUCUGGUUAGAGCUCAUAAUUUCAGUGGUCACUAUUGCUCGUGAUUUGUCCAUGGGCUCAUUGCAAGAAAUGUCGGACCAAGAAGCUGAUGUCACCACAUCAUUACGAAGUGUCAUUCAGCAAGUGUUUACUUCUUUGUUGGUGAACACCACUUCAGUUCGGGAGAGUUCAGGAGCUCGAGAUAUGAUGUUCCUGCGCAUUCUUCGCGCAUUUCUUACCCAUGCAGCUGAAAGCAGUCCGUCGUUAUCAGAAUUGAGAAAUGUGAUCGGUUCGAUUUUUUCAGCUUAUGCAUAUGAGGAGUCACUUUUGGCUCUGUCAAAUUCAAUGCUGGACAAAGAUGUAUUUGUUCGACUCGAUGAAGUCACAGCUCUCCGACAGCGUGGAUGGAGACCAAGAGGACAAGUCUGUGAGGUAUGUCGACAUCGAGGAUGGGGACCCGGCAUUGGUGUUCCUAUUUGGGAUGAGUGGCAGAAGAAAGAGGAAGUCAGAUCACAACGUCGACAUCGUGCUCAGUCAGAGAUAGAAUCGGAUGAGCCAGAAGUGGGUCGUGGCAAAGGUAAAGCCACAGUCGAUACGAAUCGGCAAGAGCCAUCCGAAGAAGAGAGGUCGAAUGGUGGCGCUGACACCUUGGGCUCUCUUGUGGUUUUCUCGUGUCGCCAUUUGUAUCACCAGAAAUGUUUAGUUCCAAGACAACUGGAGGAUGGAUCGCUUCGCCUCGUAUGUCCGAUCUGCUUAUAG
This is a messenger RNA of Exophiala bonariae, 4671 nucleotides long. RefSeq lists its product as uncharacterized. Lineage: Eukaryota; Fungi; Ascomycota; Eurotiomycetes; Chaetothyriales; Herpotrichiellaceae. Gene Ontology annotation, cellular component: HOPS complex; late endosome. Gene Ontology annotation, molecular function: protein binding. Bases 1 to 4671 code for a protein of 1556 amino acids. Gene Ontology annotation, biological process: protein targeting to vacuole; endosomal vesicle fusion. The transcript has a single exon. The record is from RefSeq and is a predicted model, not a curated record.